UAUUCAAACGGAACCUGCUUGCUGUUGCUACACCCCAGAAAACGUAGCAUGAAAAGCUUUUCUUUACACACAGUUAAACGGAAAUAAUGUCGAAUAAGAAGUGGUGAGGAAAACUAUAACUUAAAAAAGUUGAACCACAACUAACAUGGUUCACAUAAAACACGGGGGCGUUUUUUUUACUGAAGUUGGUUACUGUUUAACGUCCCCACCCAAGUUUCAGUUUGUUUAGUAAAUCGAUCUAUGGUAGGAUCCUCGGCGCCAUUUACAGCCUACAUGGCGCGAGGGCAGACCGCGCUCCCGGGCAGCUUGUGAGCCAUCGGCGCACGCUCUCCCCUUCACAUCUCUAUACGGGUUUACAGGCUACACGCCGCCGGCUCGAGACAGAAGGCUCCGGGCACACACCUGCUUCCAGAUCCUGCCAACGGCAUGCUGGCAGCAACGAACGGGAUGGACGCGGAGGACGGAACUGUCAGUUCUAACUGUGCCAUCUGUGGUGAUAAGGCCACGGGGAAGCACUACGGCGCCUCAAGCUGUGACGGCUGCAAGGGCUUCUUCAGGAGGAGCAUCCGCAAGAACCACGUGUACUCCUGCAGAUUCAACCGCCAGUGUGUGGUGGAUAAAGACAAGAGGAAUCAGUGCAGAUUUUGCAGGUUGCACAAAUGCUUCCGUGCAGGAAUGAAGAAAGAAGCCGUGCAGAACGAGAGAGACCGGAUAAGCUCCAGGAGGAACACAUGCGAUGCUCAAGAACUGCCCCCCAUCACAGUCUUAGCUCAGGCAGAGACCCUGUCUCAGCAGAUAAAUGUCCCUGGUCCCACAGUGUCCUCAGACAUCUCGGAGAAGAGAGCCGCAGGGAUACUGGAGGUGUGCGAGUCCAUGAAACAGCAGCUACUGGUGCUGGUUGAGUGGGCCAAGUAUAUCCCAGCCUUCGGGGAACUGCCGUUGGAUGACCAGGUGUGUCUCUUACGAGCUCAUGCAGGUGAACACCUCCUGAUGGGGGUAGCAAAAAGAUCCAUGCCCUAUAAAGAUAUUCUGCUGCUUGGUAAUGACUGCGUAAUCCAUCGCAACUGUCCAGAAGCAGUGAUAAGCCGUGUGGCGAACCGCAUCCUCGACGAGCUGGUCUCUGCCUUUCAGGACAUUCAGAUCGAUGACAAUGAAUAUGCAGCACUGAAGGCCAUCAUUUUCUUUGACCCAGAUGCCAAGAGCCUAACCAACUCAUCAAAGAUUAAGAGUAUGAGGUACCAAGUUCAGACUAGCCUGGAGGACUACAUAAACGAUCGGCAGUAUGACUCACGGGGGCGCUUUGGCGAGCUGCUGCUACUGCUGCCCGCACUGCAGAGCAUUACCUGGCAGAUGGUCGAGCAGCUGCAGUUUGUCAAGCUCUUUGGCCUGGCAAAGAUAGACAACCUGCUGCAGGAGAUGCUGCUGGGAGGACUAAAUGCUGAACCCGGCCACCCGUCCCAAGCAGGCCACCCCCAGUUAGCUCAGGAUCCCCUAACAGGCCAGACAAUCCUCAUCAGCACACUGCCAGCCCCUAUGCAUGUUGACCAGAUCUCUGCUCCCGAGACCCCAGUCCCAUCACCACCACAGGAACCUGCAGCUGAGUUAUUCAAGGUGGCCACUUCCUCCUCGUCACCACUGCUGUCUGAACAAGCUGUAACAGAAAGAGGCUCUCCCAGAAGCACACACUAGUGCUUGGCAGAGGGCUUACAAAACACAUCGUACUGUAUUACAUUUAAAGUUAUUCUCAAAAGACACAUACAGUUCAGAGUACACAAAAGUGUAUUUGUACUGUAAUAUACUGGACAUCAGCUCUGUCUGUCACCUUCACAUUAAUGUACAUUUGUGCACAG
Scleropages formosus (Asian bonytongue) is the source of this 1850-nucleotide messenger RNA. RefSeq names its product hepatocyte nuclear factor 4, gamma (gene hnf4g). Gene Ontology annotation, molecular function: nuclear steroid receptor activity; zinc ion binding; RNA polymerase II cis-regulatory region sequence-specific DNA binding. The coding region runs from base 427 to 1689 and encodes 420 amino acids. NCBI's taxonomy places the organism in Eukaryota, Metazoa, Chordata, Actinopteri, Osteoglossiformes, Osteoglossidae. Gene Ontology annotation, biological process: regulation of DNA-templated transcription. The record is from RefSeq and is a predicted model, not a curated record. Gene Ontology annotation, cellular component: nucleus. The transcript is spliced from 10 exons.